Fukomys damarensis (Damara mole-rat) is the source of this 2546-nucleotide messenger RNA. RefSeq names its product Josephin domain containing 1 (gene Josd1). The coding region runs from base 566 to 1174 and encodes 202 amino acids. The transcript is spliced from 4 exons. The record is from RefSeq and is a predicted model, not a curated record. Lineage: Eukaryota; Metazoa; Chordata; Mammalia; Rodentia; Bathyergidae. Gene Ontology annotation, molecular function: cysteine-type deubiquitinase activity. Gene Ontology annotation, biological process: protein deubiquitination.
CUGGAGGAGCCGUGCCCCGCGCCACCGCCCCGGAGGGAAUGGAGGGCUGCCCCAGAGGUCCAAGUGCGGCCCACGACCCCACUCUGGCUAGCCGCCUCUAGCUGCUCAAAUUGUGCAUUUUAUCCACCACCUCCUAGGCCUUGCCUCUUGAUUCAGUGGCGUCGUGAUUGGAAAGAAAUGGAAGAAAAGGAGCGAUGUGACCUAUUACGAUCGGUCCUGCGUUGAGGCCUGGUUGGUAUUUGCAAAGAGGAAGACACAGCAAGGAAAUCGUGUCUUUCUGAGGAGGGUGGGGAAAAAGCAACAAGGUCUUAUAUUUUAUGUGAUUUUUUAAAAAAACCCCAGCACUUUGACAGUGGUGGCGAUAUAAACUAAUUCAAAAGUUAUUUUUCUACUGAGAAGAGGGAAUUUUUCUUUUUUGAUCCCUACGUUUUCUCCCAGUGACAAAGCAUAAAUCAUGGACAACAGAGAAUAAGGUGGACCUCAGGAAUCCUGAGAAGCUUCCACCUUCCUCAGGAGGGACGAGUGGGGUGUUUUCAGCCUUCUCUGGAACCUAAAAUAAAAAAACAUGAGUUGCAUGCCAUGGAAAGGAGACAAGGCCAAAUCGGAAUCCUUGGAGCUGCCCCAGGCAGCACCCCCACAAAUCUACCAUGAGAAACAGCGCAGGGAACUUUGUGCCCUACACGCCCUCAAUAACGUCUUCCAGGACGGCAACGCCUUCACACGGGAAACGCUGCAAGAGAUUUUCCAGAGGUUGUCUCCAAACACCAUGGUGACACCACACAAGAAAAGCAUGCUGGGAAAUGGGAACUAUGAUGUGAACGUCAUUAUGGCAGCACUUCAGACCAAAGGCUAUGAAGCUGUUUGGUGGGAUAAGCGCAGGGAUGUCGGUGUCAUUGCUCUCACUAAUGUCAUGGGCUUCAUCAUGAAUCUGCCCUCCAGCCUGUGCUGGGGACCACUCAAGCUGCCUCUCAAAAGGCAGCACUGGAUCUGUGUCCGAGAGGUAGGAGGCACCUACUACAACCUCGACUCCAAACUCAAGAUGCCUGAAUGGAUUGGAGGCGAGAGUGAGCUCAGGAAAUUUCUAAAACAUCAUUUGCGAGGAAAGAACUGUGAACUCCUGCUGGUAGUACCAGAAGAGGUGGAAGCCCAUCAGAGCUGGAGGGCUGAUGUGUAACAGUUCUGCCCCAAGCUGCUCCCUGCCCCACCCUCCAGGCCUCUGUGAUGUGCUGUGGCCUGUGCAGUGGGUCUGUCCUGGCCACUUUCCCACACAUCUCAUUGGGUUUCUCCUUCUGAUCUGCCAGUGCAGUAGGACAGGUGUGUGGACUGUCACAAGAACCACCUGCUGUCUGUGCCUGGGAAAAGAAGGGAAGGGCCCAAGCACUGAAGGCCAGCUGUCAGGAAGGCAAGGUGGGUCCCAGCUGUUUGUCCCUUUCUCUGAGGACCUGAGAGGUUCUGCUGGAAUCAUCACUGCUGCUCCAGGCUCACCAGAGAUGCUGCCCCCACUUUUCUCUGCCAUGGCACCAGUGGGUCUGAAGACACAGUACUGGCAAAACCCAGCGACUGCCUCCCAAGGACCCAGAGCAUAAGUGUCUCUCAGGAAAUUGUCUCCCGGACCCCAGCAGUGGUACCGUAUGCUGGGCCAUCUGCAGCCCUUAACGCCACCCCACCCCACUUUUACAUGUGGUUUAUGGCCAGCCUUGAGCUUUAUAAUGAGAAGUUCUCGAAUAUUCCAAGCCAGAUGGCUAAAUCCCACAAUCUCCUAGCAAGACAAGGGCGAAUACAUAGCUAAGAGGAUGUGGCUAAAGCCAAACUGGGACAGGUGUGGGGUGAUUUUCUUUACUCCACUGUUGUCCCUACCAUUUCACUACAUUGAUUUAGGAGGCUCUGAGGCAAAAGUCAAGGAAAAUGAGCAGUUUUUAUACUUUGCCCACUCUGGCAAAAUCAGAAAAUGAUGUCUAUCCUUGAUAGCAAAUUCCACUAACUUGGAACAUAAGUGGGUGAGGGAAGUAAUGUGAACAUAUAUGUCUCAGAGUUUAAGAGCAGACAGAAUUAGCAGAAGUCCUAGGCUCCGAGGCUGACAAGUGGCAGAGCCCUCUAGUUGGGUGGUUCUGUGCAUUGUUACAGGACCUGGGUUUGUCAUCUCCAUGUAGUUUCCUUUAUCAAUCACCGGACUGACCCACCCCCUACCUCUUGAAAUAGCUGUAGGCCAUGUUUCUCCUAUAACUUUGGGAAGAAAGAGAGGAAGUAAGUUAUACCACGUGUGUCACCAAAGUGGCUGUGGUUGCCUUGGGACAGGUGGGCAGGUAGGGGUGACCCAUCCAGCCCUUCUCAAUCCAUGGUCUCAGCAGAUUGGAGGGCUGCCCCACUGGCCAGACUUCUCCAGCAGCAGAGCCAGCCUGGGGCUUGCAUGUCAAUCUUCAGCAAGCUUCACAGGGGAAGCCGAAGUUUGCUUCCCACUGUGACUGGAGUGCAUGUUUACACCAGCACUUUUUCUGCACAUGUAUCUUCAAUCCAACAAGGUUGUUUUUAUGCUGAAUAACAAGAGG